Messenger RNA from Spea bombifrons (plains spadefoot toad), 1488 nucleotides. RefSeq names its product eukaryotic translation elongation factor 1 gamma (gene EEF1G). Gene Ontology annotation, biological process: translational elongation. The record is from RefSeq and is a predicted model, not a curated record. The transcript has 10 exons. Gene Ontology annotation, molecular function: translation elongation factor activity. Lineage: Eukaryota; Metazoa; Chordata; Amphibia; Anura; Pelobatidae. Gene Ontology annotation, cellular component: cytoplasm; nucleus. Bases 92 to 1396 code for a protein of 434 amino acids.
AGCACGGCAACGUCAACUGCGCUUUACGGUUAUUGCCUCGUUUACGUUAACCUCUUUGCUGUACGGCUCCUCCUUUUCUCCUCGUACGAAGAUGGCUGGUGGGACUCUGUACACGUACCCUGAUAACUGGAGGGCAUACAAGCCACUCAUUGCUGCCCAGUAUUCAGGGUUUCCAAUCACUGUUGCCGCUUCUCCGCCAGAAUUUCAGUUUGGAGUGACAAAUAAGACACCAGAAUUCCUCAAAAAAUUUCCUCUUGGCAAGGUCCCAGCGUUUGAGGAUAGUGAAGGUUUUUGCCUGUUUGAAAGUAGUGCCAUUGCUCAUUAUGUGGGAAAUGAUGAACUGCGUGGUACAUCCCGUGUAGAGCAGGCUCAAAUCAUUCAGUGGGUCAGCUUCUCAGACAGCCAUAUUGUACCCCCUGCUAGUGCUUGGGUGUUCCCAACUCUAGGAAUCAUGCAGUACAACAAGCAGGCCACAGAACAAGCCAAGGAGGAGGUGAAAAACGUGCUGGGUGUGUUGGAUGCACAUCUGCUAACACGGACUUUCCUUGUGGGGGAGAGGGUCACGUUGGCUGACAUUGCAGUAGCAUGCUCUCUUCUUUGGCUUUAUAAACAGGUGUUGGAUCCCUCAUUCCGUCAGCCGUUUGGCAAUGUCACAAGAUGGUUUGUGACUUGUGUGAACCAGCCACAGUUCCGUGCCGUGUUAGGAGAGGUGAAGCUGUGUGACAAGAUGGCACAGUUUGAUGCCAAAAAGUUUGCAGAACUUCAACCUAAGAAAGAGACUCCUAAGAAAGAGAAACCAGCAAAGGAGCCUAAGAAAGAAAAGGAAGAGAAAAAGAAGCCUGCCCCUCCUUCAGCUCCCGAGGAAGACCUGGAUGAGUCUGAGCAGGCCUUGGCAGCUGAGCCAAAAUCAAAGGAUCCUUAUGCACACCUCCCAAAAAGCUCCUUCGUUAUGGAUGAAUUUAAGCGGAAAUAUUCCAAUGAAGACACUCUGACCGUGGCUUUGCCUUACUUUUGGGAGCAUUUUGACAAGGAGGGUUGGUCAAUCUGGUACUCAGAAUAUCGAUUCCCUGGAGAGCUCACUCAAACUUUCAUGAGCUGCAACCUCAUAACAGGUAUGUUCCAGCGUCUCGACAAACUGCGUAAAACUGGUUUUGCCAGCGUCAUUCUUUUUGGAAGCAACAAUGACAGUUCUAUAUCUGGGGUAUGGGUUUUCAGGGGCCAAGAUUUAGCAUUUACGCUUUGUGAUGACUGGCAAAUAGACUAUGAAUCUUAUACCUGGAGGAAGCUUGAUCCUGACAGUGAAGAAUGCAAGACCCUUGUGAAGGAAUAUUACUGCUGGGAGGGUGAAUUCAAACAUGUGGGCAAGCCUUUUAACCAGGGCAAGAUCUUUAAGUGAGAACCCAAAGAGAGAAACGGUCGCCUUUUGUCUCUUAACCUUUUAAUUUAACAAAGGCCGCAAAUGGAAAAUAAAUCUUGAGUCAAACAGUG